Molecule: messenger RNA, 1317 nt
Organism: Fusarium keratoplasticum
Lineage: Eukaryota; Fungi; Ascomycota; Sordariomycetes; Hypocreales; Nectriaceae
Product: DUF1338 domain-containing protein
Exons: 1
Coding region: 1-1317 (438 amino acids)
Molecular function (GO): oxidoreductase activity
Source: RefSeq, a predicted model, not a curated record
AUGACUGUGAAAGAAAUCGCUACACCGGAUGCCAUCCGGGCCUUGUUUUCUUCUGCCCUUUCCAACAUGUACCAACGCGAAGUCCCUCAGUACGGCACAUUGCUAAAGCUUGUGUCUGACAUCAAUCGCCAAAAAGAUGUCAACAUUCAACAUCGCAUCGAGGUUGAACGUCAUGGCGCCAUUCGUCUCGGAACGCCUGAGGAGCUGGCCACGAUGCGCCGGUUAUUUUCUGUCAUGGGAAUGCAUCCCGUCGGCUACUACGACCUUACUGUCGCCAGCCUCCCAGUCCAUGCCACAUGCUUCCGACCUCUUACAAAAGAGGCACUCGCCUACAACCCUUUUCGAGUCUUCACAUCUUUGCUUCGCCUGGAACUUAUCCAAGAGGAGUCUCUACGACUACAGGCCGCUGAGAUCCUCAGCAAGCGCAACAUUUUCACUCCCCGAUGCAUCGAGCUCAUUGAAAUGUUUGAAACCGAAGGCGCCUUGUCCGAGGCUGCUGCUCAGGAGUUCAUCAAAGAGGCGCUCGAGACCUUCCGCUGGCACAAAACGUCCACCGUGGACAUGAAGACCUACAAAGCUCUUCGAGCCACGCAUCCGCUCAUCGCAGAUGUCGUUUGCUUCAAAGGACCUCACAUCAACCAUCUGACACCCCGUGUCCUCGACAUCGAGACUGCCCAAAUCGAGAUGAAACGAUACGGUCUCGACGCGAAAGACGCCAUCGAGGGACCUCCCCCGAGAACCUGUCCCAUCUUGCUUCGGCAGACUAGUUUCCUCGCUCUUGACGAAGCGAUUGCUUUUUCGGAGGGUGCAGAGACUGGCGGAAGUCACAAGGCGCGGUUCGGAGAGAUUGAGCAGCGAGGCGUAGCGUUGACACCUAAGGGUCGGCGUCUCUACGACGAUCUGAUCAAUGAGUGGCGGCAAAAAUCUUUUGAUGCAUCGCCUGAAACCAAGGAAGAGAUUCUGGCAAAGGUCUUUGAGAGGUUUCCUGACGACACGAAGAGCUUGAGGGAGCAAGACCUGGCAUACUUCACCUACAAGCUCACAGACUCUGCAUCAAAAGUGUCCAGCACGGAUAUGGACGCACUGAUUGACUCUGGAGCUGUCCAACUAGAGCCCAUCACCUACGAAGACUUCCUACCCGUCAGUGCGGCUGGUAUCUUUCACUCGAACCUGGGAAAUGACGGUGGUAUGGACCAUGUCGCGGCAGCGGAUCAGGCGUCUUUUGAGAAGGGGCUUGGCUGCAAAGUCAACAAGGAGUUUGAGCUGUACAGGAAAAUGCAGGAGGCGUCGAUUGGGGAAUGCCUCAAGAAUCUGUAA